Molecule: messenger RNA, 1682 nt
Organism: Neltuma alba
Lineage: Eukaryota; Viridiplantae; Streptophyta; Magnoliopsida; Fabales; Fabaceae
Product: UDP-galactose/UDP-glucose transporter 7-like
Exons: 8
Coding region: 391-1365 (324 amino acids)
Source: RefSeq, a predicted model, not a curated record
GCGCGAGCGGCAAAUGCCACUGUUACGAUGGCGAUAGCUACAGGCCACAGCGAUUCUAACGGCACCUGUUUUGGUUUUUUUUUUUUUGGAGCACCUUUUUAUUUCUUGUCAUUUUUCUAUUAUGCAACCUCCUUUGUCAAAGUCUGCUUUCUCCUAACUUCACUUCACACUCUUCUUACUAUAUCCUCCCUCCUUCCACGCCCGUAAUUCAGUUACAUGCACAACCUGCCCUGAUCUGCUCAGAUAUUCGAUUUUUGCUCUCGCUUCUUCCUUUUUUCAAUCUUCACGACAAUCAUGUAAACUUGAGGUUUUAGCGACCGGGGCUUUACUUGCUAUUGACCUGGCCUUCUAGUGGUCAUUGUUCAUCAGAUCUCGGUGCCAUCAUUGGAUAUGGACAGCCGUAGCGACGCAGAAACGAGUUCAUUUUUGAGUUUGUUUGCAGCUGUAUCAUAUGGAUUUGCCUCAAUGGCCAUGGUUUUUAUCAACAAGGCUAUCGUCAUGCAGUAUGCGCACUCAAUGACUCUACUCACUAUGCAGCAACUGGCUACGGCCAUACUUGUACACUUUGGUCGUGGCACGGGAUACACAAAAGCAAGGGGAAUAGAUCUGACAAUGGCCAAGAAACUUCUCCCAGUUUCUCUUUUCUAUAAUGCAAAUGUUGCUUUUGCACUGGCAAGUUUGAAAGGAGUUAAUAUUCCAAUGUAUAUUGCGAUAAAGAGACUGACACCUCUUGCUGUGCUCGUUGCUGGAUGUUUCACGGGAAAGAGAAGACCCACAACACAGGUGACUCUUUCAGUAAUAUUGAUUGCUGCAGGGGUUCUCAUAGCUGCCCUUGGAGAUUUUUCCUUUGACCUUUUUGGAUAUAGCUUGGCUUGCUUUUCUGUGUUUUUCCAGACCAUGUACCUUGUACUGGUGGAGAGAUCUGGUGCUGAGGAUGGGCUUUCAUCAGUAGAAAUCAUGUUUUAUAACAGCUUCUUAUCUCUUCCCUUUUUGAUGUUUCUCAUUAUAGCUACUGGAGAAUUCCCAGAUUCUUUAUCCGUAUUACUUGCAAAGUGUUCUUCUCUAUCAUUUAUAGUCAUCCUUAUUCUCUCGUUGGUGAUGGGCAUUGCUCUGAACUACACCAUGUUCUUGUGUACCGUUGUUAAUUCAGCUCUAACUACAACUAUUGUUGGUGUCCUUAAAGGGGUUGGUUCCACUACACUUGGUUUUGUGUUGCUUGGUGGCGUUCAAGUCCAUGCUUUGAAUGUGACUGGAUUGGUUAUCAAUACAGCUGGUGGUGUGUGGUAUUCCUAUGCUAAAUAUAUGCAAAAAAUGAACAAGACCACAAAGCUAGCCGUAACGGUGGAUGAGGCACAUCGAAAAUAGAAGUGGCAUUGAUGGGUUGAGGCUAUUACUAACAGUUCCACUGUCUUUAUUUCUCUGAUUUUCCCCGAAAUUGUAAACUCCGGUGGUUGUUUUCUUCUCUGUUUGAUUUGACAGUAGUCACGGUUGCACGUGGUGAGAGUAUGCUCCUUGAAGUUACAGUUACAUUGAAUGUGCAGUUUGAAUGAUAAGAGAUUUAUAGAUCUUUCCUUAAAAUGAAGAACUGUGAAAGGAGAUGAAGGAUGUUUUGAUUUUUGAACAUGACGCCAUGACAGUGCUCCUGAGCGGAGAAAGUAAGGAAAAUAUGAAGAUCUAAUCAA